AUGACGACGACGACGACGACGACAACGACAGCGGCAACGACGACAGCGACAAGACGAUUCCUGACUCUGCCUCACCCGCGAAGCCACGUUCCAGUCUAUUUCCUUCCCUGUCCUGAAGCAAUCUACGAGCAGACGACGAUCGGAGGCGAGGAAAAGAACGCACGGAGCUGGUUCAUCUCCUCCUCCGGCGGCGGCGGCGGUGGCGGCGUGGUAGAGGACGCGGGGAUAUCGAAUCAGAUCCACACCCCCUCGACCCUCACGCUCCUCACGCCCUUAUCGCCCCUCUUCCUCGUGCUUUCCAUCCUCUCCAUCCUCCCCAACGGCCCUGAUGGAGAGGGGAGGUUCCUACCCUACGACGAUAUCUGGGAUCAAGCCGCCCUCGUCUUCUACCGCAGGAGAAGGGAAAAGUUCGCAGCGUACCUCGACUCCGCCCGAAAACGGGCCGGAAGCAACGCUACUGGCGGCGGUGGUACCGGUCAAGUUCAGGGGGAGGAGGAUGGUGGUGAAGAGUCGUGGGAGGAUAUCGUCUCGUUCGGUGCGCAUCCCCUCGUUCAGAGGACCGUCGAGAGGUGCUGUCAGGUUCAAUCCAUGCCGGACGGUCCGACGACCUACCGACUCUGCAAGUCCAAGGCCUACGCCCUCCUGGACGACAAGCUCACCCGCCUCGCGAGCCCCGACACCUUUGCGCGCGCACCAAACACCCUCUCCAGGUCGUUUGAUCGGCGGUACCAGGGUGCGCCUGGCACUGAGGCGUCGGAAGAGGCACAGGUGUUGCGCCGCCAGAUCGCGGCCGAGACCAUCAUGGGCUACCUUUCGCCCGACGUGGCGAGCGAAUGGUCGGCAUGUUCAGAGGUGCUCAAUGCGGGCGCAGAGGCGAAAGACGAGGCGCGGUAG
Molecule: messenger RNA, 894 nt
Organism: Pseudozyma flocculosa PF-1
Lineage: Eukaryota; Fungi; Basidiomycota; Ustilaginomycetes; Ustilaginales; Ustilaginaceae
Exons: 2
Coding region: 1-894 (297 amino acids)
Biological process (GO): RNA catabolic process; ribonucleotide metabolic process
Cellular component (GO): nucleoplasm; ribonuclease H2 complex
Source: RefSeq, a predicted model, not a curated record